CGUUCGUUCACUUGGAGUUGCGACGCGCGCGCGCACGGACCGCGAGUCACCGCGCUGCUUCAGCCGCGAGCCAGCGAGCUUCAUGUGAAUAUGAGAACCGAUGACGCACUGGGACGCGGAGCAACAACUACGGACGUCCUGAGCCGAACCGACACGCGGGGAUGUAUUAAAUGUGGCAGAGCGACGAAGAUGAGGAUUAAAGCGGGUGCGCUUGUUUGGAGUCUGGUGCUUUUUAGCACGCUGGCGUGUGCGCGGGGUUUCAUAUACACAUGUGGUGGGACAUUAAAAGGCAGGAAUGGGACCAUUGAAAGCCCUGGUUUUCCUUAUGGUUACCCUAAUGGGGCGAACUGUACUUGGGUUAUUGUAGCAGAGGAAGGCAACCGCAUUCAAAUAGUCUUUCAAUCAUUCGCAGUGGAGGAGGAAUAUGAUUUUUUAUCCCUCUAUGAUGGACAUCCUCAUCCAGCUAACUUCAGGACGAGGAUAACAGGUUUCCAAAUCCCACCUCCAGUCACGAGUACAGGGUCUGUCUUUUCCCUGCGGCUCACCAGUGACUUUGCUGUGAGUGCUCAUGGAUUUAAAAUCUAUUAUGAAGAGUUACAGAGCAGCUCGUGUGGUAAUCCAGGUGUCCCACCCAAAGGCAUCCUGUAUGGUACCCGCUUUAACGUUGGUGACAAAAUCCGCUACAGCUGUGUAAGUGGGUAUGUGUUGGAUGGCCAUUCCCAACUGAACUGUGUGACUAACGCAGGCAACGCAGCAGUAUGGGACUUUCCCAUGCCCCUCUGCAGAGCUGAGGACACAUGUGGUGGUACUCUGAGGGGUUCAAGUGGCAUCAUUUCGAGUCCCAAUUUCCCGAGUGAAUAUUACAAUAAUGCGGACUGUACGUGGACCAUACUUGCUGAUCCUGGAGACACCAUCUCCAUCAUUUUUACAGACUUCCAGACGGAGGAAAAAUAUGACUACUUGGAAGUGGAGGUGUCGGAGCCACCCACAGUAUGGUUAUCUGGAAUGAACAUGCCAUCUCCUAUUGUCAGCAACAAGAACUGGCUGAGACUACACUUUGUAACUGAUGGCAACCAUCGAUACAGAGGCUUCAGUGCCCAUUAUCAAGUGAAACGAUCCGUAGAUUUUAAAUCUAGAGGAGUAAAAUUAUUUCCUGGCAAAGACAACAACAACAAGUUUUCUAUCAUGAAUGAGGGUGGAAUCAAACAGGCUUCUAACUCCUGCCCUGACCCUGGGGUGCCUGAAAACGGCAAGCGCACCGGAAAUGACUUUAGUAUUGAUGCCACAGCCCAGUUUACCUGUGAUGAGGACUACGUGUUACAGGGCUCUAAAAGCAUCACAUGUCAAAGAGUGGCUGAGGUGUUUGCUGCCUGGAGCGACCACAGACCAGUGUGUAGAGUGAAGACCUGCGGAUCAAAUCUUCAAGGUCCAUCAGGAACAUUCACCUCUCCAAAUUUUCCUAUUCAAUAUGAGAGCAACUCCCAGUGUGUGUGGAUAAUCACAGCCAGCAACCCAAACAAGGUCAUUCAGAUCAACUUUGAAGAGUUUGACUUGGAGCUCGGCUAUGACACAUUAACGAUAGGUGAUGGCGGAGAAGUGGGAGACCCACGGACAAUCCUGCAAGUGCUGACUGGAAGCUUUGUUCCUGACCUCAUCGUCAGCAUGACCUAUCAGAUGUGGCUUCAUCUCCAGUCUGAUGAGAGUGUGGGCUCCAUAGGCUUCAAGAUUAACUACAAAGAAAUUGACAAGGAGAGCUGUGGUGACCCCGGCACACCGCUGUAUGGAAUGAGAGAAGGAGAUGGUUUCUCUAAUGGAGAUAUACUGCGCUUUGAGUGCCAGUUUGGCUUCGAGCUGAUUGGAGAGAAGACCAUAUCCUGUCAGAACAACAACCAAUGGUCUGCCAACGUCCCAAUCUGCAUCUUUCCAUGUCUUUCAAACUUCACUGCCCCCAUGGGUACAGUCCUUUCUCCGGAUUACCCAGAAGGCUAUGGGAACAACCUCAACUGCGUCUGGCUAAUACUUUCAGACCCCGGCAGCCGAAUUCACUUGGCAUUCAACGACUUUGACCUGGAGGCUCCCUAUGACAUUCUAACAGUAAAGGACGGUGAGCUGAUUGAUUCUGCUGUGCUGGGCCGCUUCACUGGUGCAGAAGUUCCAUCACACCUCACCAGCAACAGUAACAUUCUCCGCCUGGAGUUCCAGGCUGACCACUCCAUGUCUGGGCGAGGCUUCAACAUCACUUAUAACACUUUUGGCCAUAAUGAGUGUCCAGAUCCUGGAGUUCCUCUUAAUGCUCGGCGAUUUGGUGACAACUUCCAGCUGGGCAGCUCAAUUUCCAUCAUCUGUGAGGAUGGCUUUAUCAAGACCCAGGGCUCAGAGACAGUCACCUGUGAGCUGAACAGCAGCAAGGUGAUGUGGAGCGGUCCCAUCCCAAAGUGUGAAGCUCCUUGUGGCGGUCACUUUUCAGCACCAAAUGGGAUUAUCUUGUCUCCUGGAUGGCCAGGCUAUUACAAAGACUCUCUCAGCUGUGAAUGGGUCAUUGAGGCAGAAUCAGGUCGUUCCAUCAAGAUCAGCUUCGAAAAGUUUCAAACGGAGCUGAACUGUGAUUUUCUAGAAAUCCAUGAUGGACCUAAUCUUUUGUCUCCCCUGAUUGGUUCGUUUAAUGGCACACAGGUGCCUCAGUUCCUGUUCAGCAGCAGUAACCACCUGUACAUGCUCUUCACGACUGAUAACAGCCGGUCCAACAGUGGCUUCAAAAUCCUCUAUGAAAGUGUGACAGUGGAUGCGUACUCAUGCUUGGAUCCAGGGGUACCGGUCAAUGGGCUACGCUACGGCCAAGACUUCUCCAUUGGGUCCACUGUUUCUUUUGGUUGUGACUCUGGCUACAGGCUUAGCCAUGAGGAGCCCCUGGUCUGUGAGAAGAACCACUGGUGGAGCCACCCUCUGCCCACUUGUGAUGCACUUUGUGGAGGUGAUGUGCGAGGUCCAGGUGGCACUAUCCUAUCUCCAGGAUACCCCGAGACCUACCCCAGCUCUCUUAACUGCACCUGGACCGUGGAGGUCAGCCAUGGCAAAGGAGUUCAGUUCACCUUUAACACCUUCCACCUGGAGGAUCACCAUGACUAUUUGCUCAUCACUGAGAAUGGGAGCUUUGUGCAGCCUCUUGCCCGCCUCACAGGUGCUGAACUGCCCUCGACCAUCAAUGCAGGCCUCUAUGGCAAUUUCAAAGCUCAGCUGCGUUUCAUCUCGGAUUUCUCAAUCUCCUAUGAGGGAUUCAACAUCACGUUCACAGAGUAUAACCUGGAACCAUGUGAGGAUCCUGGAAUGCCACAGUUUGGCAACCGUAAUGGCUACAGCUUUGAUAUUGGGGAUACUCUUACAUUCUCCUGCAACAUGGGUUAUCGUCUAGAGGGCCCUCCGGAAAUUAUGUGCCUGGGAGGGGGCCGCCGCAUGUGGAGCGCACCUCUGCCAAGGUGUGUGGCUGAGUGUGGCUCAUCUGUCAUCAACAAUGAAGGGAUUCUUCUUUCACCAAAUUAUCCUAUGAACUAUGACAACAACCAUGAGUGCAUCUACAGCAUCCAAGUGCAGGCUGGGAAAGGAAUCAACAUAUCUGCUCGAACCUUUCAUUUGGCCCAGGGGGACAUCUUGAAGAUUUAUGAUGGGAAAGACAAUGCAGCCUAUGUCCUGGGAGCCUUCACUGGUUCAGCCAUGCUGGGCCUGACCCUCAUCAGCACUUCCAAUCAUCUAUGGCUGGAAUUCUAUUCAGACGCUGAGGCCACCGGAGAGGGUUUCAAACUGGUGUACUCAAGCUUUGAGUUGUCUCACUGUGAGGAUCCUGGAGUCCCCCAGUUUGGCUUCAAGGUGAAUGACCAGGGCCACUUCUCUGGCAGCACCAUCACCUACAAGUGUGAUCCUGGCUACACCCUGCAUGGCAGCAGUGUGCUCAAAUGUAUGACCGGGGAAAGACGUGCAUGGGAUAACCCUCUGCCAUCAUGUAUAGCUGAAUGCGGGGGACGUUUUAAAGGGGAAUCAUCUGGGCGUAUUCUGUCCCCUGGUUACCCGUUCCCUUAUGACAACAACUUGCGGUGUACUUGGGUCAUUGAGGUGGACUUGGGCAACAUCGUCAGCCUGCAAUUUCUAGCCUUUGACACAGAGGCAUCCCAUGACAUCCUGAAGGUGUGGGAUGGCCCUCCAGAAAAUGAAAUGUCUCUUAGGGAAUUAAGUGGCUCUCUUCUACCAGAGGGUAUCCACAGUACCCUCAACAUGGUGACCAUCCAGUUUGAGACUGACUUCUACAUCAGCAAGUCUGGCUUUGCCAUCGAUUUUUCCAGCUCUGUGGCCACGGCCUGCAGGGAUCCAGGAGUACCCAUGAAUGGCACUCGGAAUGGAGAUGGACGGGAGCCGGGAGACACUGUGACUUUUUUGUGUGACCCAGGAUAUGAGUUGCAGGGUGAGAUGAAGAUCACCUGUAUACAAGUGGAAAACCGCUAUUACUGGCAACCCAGCCCACCCAUAUGCAUAGCUCCUUGCGGUGGAAAUUUGACAGACUCCUCUGGCUUUAUCCUCUCACCCAACUAUCCUCACCCAUACCCUCACAGCAAGGACUGUGACUGGCUCAUCGUCGUCAACCCCGACUACGUUAUUUCACUGGCAUUUAUCAGCUUUAGUAUAGAGCCAAACUAUGACUUUCUGUACAUAUAUGAUGGGAUGGACAGCAACAGUCCCCUGAUUGGCAGCUUCCAGGACAGCAAGCUUCCCGAGAGGAUUGAGAGCAGCUCAAACGCUGUGCAACUGGCCUUCCGCAGUGAUGGCUCUGUCAGCUAUGCUGGCUUUCACCUAGAGUACAAAGCCAAGUUGAGGGAGUCAUGCUUCGAUCCAGGAAAUGUAAUGAACAGCACAAGGCUGGGUAGUGACUAUAAACUCGGAUCCACAGUGACAUUCUACUGUGAAGCUGGUUACAUGCUCCAGGGCCACUCAACACUUACAUGCAUCAUGGGAGACGAUGGCAGGCCUGGUUGGAACAGAGGCUUGCCCAGCUGUCAAGCACCUUGCGGAAGUCGCUCCACUGGCUCUGAGGGAACCGUUCUGUCCCCUAACUUUCCCAGGAAUUAUACCGCAGGCCAUAGCUGUGUUUACUCCAUCUCCGUGCCCAGGGAAUUUGUUCUUUUUGGGCAGUUCGUUUUGUUCCAGACGUCUCUAAAUGAUGUAGUUGACAUUUAUGAUGGGCCCACACAGCAAGCCACUCUGCUCUCCUCACUCUCAGGCUCUCACUCAGGCGAGUCACUGCCUUUAAGCACUGGAAACCAGAUAACCCUCAAAUUCACAACAGUUGGACCAGAAACUGCCAAAGGCUUUCACUUUGUAUACCAAGCUGUGCCACGGACCAGUGCUACACAGUGCAGUUCUGUGCCUGAACCCCGCUUUGGAAAGCGCAUUGGCAACGACUUUGCUGUAGGCUCAGCUGUAAUGUUUGAGUGCAAUCCUGGAUACACACUCCAUGGCUCCACUGCCAUCCGCUGUGAAACGGUGCCUGACGCCCUGGCACAAUGGAACGACACUCUGCCUACCUGCAUGGUGCCAUGUGGAGGGGUUCUGACAGCACGUAAGGGCACCAUCCUCUCCCCAGGAUACCCUGAACCUUAUGACAACAAUCUCAAUUGCGUGUGGAAGGUGUCAGUUCCUGAGGGAGCCGGAAUCCAAAUCCAGGUUGUGAGUUUUGCCACAGAACACAAUUGGGAUUCUCUAGAUUUCUAUGAUGGAGCUGAUAACAAUGCCCCCAGAUUGGGAAGCUAUUCAGGAACCACUAUUCCUCAGUUGCUGAACAGCACAUCCAACAACCUUUACCUGAACUUUGUGUCCGACAUCAGUGUUUCAGCAGCAGGCUUCCAUCUGGAAUACACAGCAAUUGGUCUUGAUUCCUGCCCUGAGCCUCAGACCCCGACAUAUGGCAUUAAAUUGGGAGAUCGUUACAUGGUGGGAGAUGUUGUUAUGUUUCAGUGUGAACAAGGAUAUUCUUUACAGGGAAAUGCUCACAUUACAUGUAUGCCAGGACCAGUAAGAAGAUGGAAUUAUCCUGUGCCACUCUGCAUUGCUCAGUGUGGAGAAUCCAUGACUGAAAUGAGUGGUGUGAUCCUGAGUCCUGGAUACCCUGGCAAUUAUCCCAGUGGGCUGGACUGUACCUGGUCUGUCAUCCUACCAAUCGGUUUUGGGAUUCACCUACAGUUUGUGAAUUUCUCCACCGAGGCCAUACAUGACUAUUUGGAGAUCCGGAGUGGUCCAUCAGAAACCAGUAAUGUAAUUGACAGGUUUAGUGGACCUCAGGUGCCAGAGCCUCUGUUCAGCACCACCCAUGAAACAAGCUUCUUUUUUCACAGUGAUUACUCUCAGAACAAGCCGGGAUUUCACAUCAUUUACCAAGCUUAUCAGCUACAGAGCUGUCCGGACCCCAGGCCAUUUAGAAAUGGCAUUGUGAUUGGCAGUGACUUCAGUGUUGGCAUGACUGUGUCAUUUGAGUGCCUGCCAGGUUAUUCCCUCAUCGGAGAGGCCUCUCUUACAUGCCUGCAUGGAAUUAGUCGCAAAUGGAACUACCCUGUGCCACGCUGUGAAGCUCUGUGUGGAGGCAACAUUACAUCCAUGAAUGGAACCAUCUUCUCCCCUGGCCACCCUGCUGAGUACCCCAACUUCCAGGACUGUGUGUGGAGUGUGAGGGUUCCUCCUGGCAAUGGCAUCUACAUCAACUUUACUGUCCUCAGCACUGAGCCCAUCUAUGACUACAUUACUGUUUGGGAUGGACCAGACCAAAGCUCACCACAGAUAGGUCAGUUCAGUGGUAACACAGCUCUGGAGUCGGUAUACAGCACAUCCAACCAGAUCCUCAUCAAGUUCCACAGUGACUUCAGUGGCAGUGGCUUCUUUGUCCUUAGCUAUCAUGCUUACCAGCUGCGAGUGUGCCAGGCACCACCAGAAGUGGCUAAUGCUGAUGCUCUUUUUGAAGACAAUGAGUUUGAGAUAGGUGACAUUAUUCGUUAUCACUGUCAUCCUGGCUUCAGUCUGGUGGGGAGUGAGAUUCUUACAUGCAGGCUGGGUGAGAGGCUUCAGAUGGAUGGGCCUCCCCCAUCAUGUCAGGUGCAAUGUCCUGCUCAUGAUGUGCGUUUCGAUUCAACGGGUGUGAUCUUAAGCCCUGGCUAUCCAGAUAGCUACCCCAAUCUGCAGAUGUGCUCAUGGAGUAUCAACGUGGAAAAGGGCUACAACAUUACCCUACACUUCGAGUUCUUCCAGACUGAGAAGGAAUACGACAUUCUUGAAGUCUUUGACGGCCCCACAAUUCACAGUCAGACCCUGGCUACUCUGAGUGGUGAUGUUGCUACCCCUUUCAACAUCACCACAACUGGACACCAGCUUCUGCUGCGCUGGUCAGCCGACCACGGCACCAAUAAGAAGGGCUUUCGUAUCCGCUAUGUCGCUCUUUACUGCAGCACCCCUGAUUCCCCACUGCAUGGCUCCAUCAGCAGUCAGACAGGAGGCCAUAUGAACAGCCAAGUACGUUGGGCCUGUGACCGUGGCUAUCACCUUAUUGGCAAGAGCACAGCCGUCUGCAGGAGAACACCGUAUGGCUACUACACCUGGGAUGCACCAGUACCUGCCUGCCAGGCUGUGUCCUGUGGAGUGCCUAAGGCGCCUAUAAAUGGGGGUGUGCUGGCUGUGGAUUACUCAGUUGAAACACGCGUGACCUACUUCUGUAACGACGGCUACAGACUUUCCUCCAAAGAACUGACCAGCGCCGUGUGCCAGACUGAUGGCACCUGGAGCAAUCACAACAAGAUCCCUCGCUGCUCUGUUGUUGUUUGCCCUAGCAUUGGGUCAUUUUCUCUGGAGCAUGGGAGGUGGCGAAUCGUUAAUGGUUCACAUUAUGAAUACAGGACAAAAAUCAUCUUUACCUGUGACCCUGGCUAUUACCGUCUGGGCCCUGCCCACAUCCAGUGUAUGGCCAAUGGAGCAUGGAGCUGGAGGAACGAAAGACCACAUUGUCAGAUUAUCUCCUGUGGGGACCUUUCCACACCUGCCAAUGAGAAGAAAAUUGGAACACAGACCACUUUUGGGGCCACUGCUAUCUUUACAUGUGAUGCUGGCUUCAUGCUGGUGGGCUCCACUGUAAGGGAGUGCCUGUCGUCUGGCCUGUGGAGCGGAACAGAGACACGAUGUCUAGCGGGGCACUGUGGGCUGCCUGAGCAGAUUGUGAACGGUCAAGUAAUCGGAGAGAAUUUUGGCUACAGGGACACUGUGGUAUACCAAUGCGCCCCAGGCUUCCGGCUCAUUGGUUCCUCUGUGCGCAUCUGCCAGCAGGACCACAACUGGUCUGGACAGCUACCCAUUUGCAUUCCCAUCAGCUGUGGGCACCCAGGCAGCCCCAUCUACGGACGUACCAUAGGAAACGGCUUUAACCUGAAUGAUGUGGUGAGCUUCUCCUGCAACACUGGCUAUGUGAUGGAGGGCCCAGGACGGGCUCAAUGCCAGGCCAACCGGCAGUGGAGCCAGCCACCACCAACAUGUAAAGUGCUCAAUUGCUCUGAUCCUGGGAUCCCAGCCAACUCCAUCAGGCAGAGCAAGAUCGAACACGGCAACUUCACCUUUGGUACUGUGGUUUUUUAUGACUGUAACCCAGGCUACUACCUGUUUGGCUCCUCUGUCCUCACCUGCCAGCCCACCGGCCAAUGGGACAAGCCUCUUCCCGAAUGCAUUGUGGUAAAUUGUGGACACCCCGGAUCACCUCCGAAUGGAAUUCUAAGUGGAGACAAGUUUACGUUUGGCUCCACUGUGCGUUACUCUUGUACAGGUGGCCGGCAGCUGAAGGGCGAAUCCUCACGAACCUGCCAGCUCAAUGGUGAUUGGAGUGCACCAAUGCCCUUCUGCUCAGGUGAUUCGUCAGGGACAUGUGGAGAUCCAGGUGUGCCCUCUCAUGGGAGGAGGGAGGAGAGUGAUUUUCGGUUCCGCAGUAAAGUACACUUCAGCUGUUCUAUAGGCUACGUGCUUUUUGGCUCCUUUGAGAGGACGUGUUUACCCAACGGCACCUGGUCUGGAAAUCAGCCCUUCUGCAAACCGGUGCAGUGUGGCAACCCUGGCACCCCCAGUAAUGGCAGAGUGUACCGGCUGGAUGGCACCACCUUUUCUCACUCAGUCAUCUACUCCUGCAUGGAUGGUUACCUGCUAAGCGGCUCUAGCACACGCCAGUGCCAAGCCAAUGGCACCUGGUCAGGAACAGCACCCAACUGCACCAUGAUUAACUGUGGUGAUCCUGGAGUACCAGCUAACGGAGUGAGGUAUGGUGAGGAUUUCACCAUCGGCCAGAACAUCACAUUUGCAUGCCAGCCUGGCUACAGUAUGGAAGCAGAGGGCUUCUCUAUUCUCUCCUGCACUGGUAAUGGCACCUGGAGUGCACCACUACCCUUUUGCAAAGCUGUGACAUGCACCGCUCCUCCCCUCAUCUCUAAUGGGGUGUUGGAGGGCACUGACUUUGAGUGGGGCACCGGUGUGAGCUACAGUUGCUCCCCAGGCUAUGAACUGUCCUUCCCUGCUAUCCUUACCUGCGUUGGAAAUGGCACCUGGAGUGGAGAGGUGCCCCAGUGCCUACCAAAGUUUUGUGGGGAUCCGGGAAUCCCAGCCCAUGGCUUUCGAGAGGGCCGUAGCUUCAUCUACCAGUCAGAAGUGUCAUUUAGCUGCAGUGCCCCCUACAUCCCAGUGGGCAGCACAACGCGUAUCUGUCAGGCUGAUGGCACUUGGAGCGGUUUCCAGCCUCGUUGCAUAGAACCAACCCGUACCAGCUGUGAGAACCCUGGGACACCGCGCUAUGGCUCUAUGAACCGCACCUUUGGCUUCAAGGUUGGGAGCAUGGUGGCCUUCCAGUGCCAGCCAGGGAACUUGCUGCAGGGCUCAACGACUAGAAUCUGCCAGGCUGACCUCACCUGGAGUGGAACCAAGCCAGAGUGUAUCCCUCAUAAUUGUAAGCAGCCCGAGAGCCCUCCCCAUGUAGAAGUCAUAGGGAUGGACCUGCCCGGUUAUGGCUACACACUCAUUUAUACCUGUCAGACUGGCUUUUAUCUGUCUGGAGGUUCAGAGCAUCGAGUCUGUCGGUCUGAUGGCACAUGGACAGGGAAGAUGCCUGUGUGUCGAGCUGGCUCCAAGCUAUCAGAGAAGCCCAUAAAGCCAGUCACUGGAACACCAAAUCCCAAGUUAAAUGUCCCAGAUGAUGUAUUUGCUCCAAACUACAUAUGGAAAGGCUCAUAUAACUACAGGGGGAGGAAGCAACCAAUGACUCUGAGUAUCGCAAGCUUUAAUACAUCCACGGGUAGAGUUAACGUCACAUUAACCAGUAGCAACAUGGAGCUGCUACUUUCAGGUGUCUAUAAGAGCCAGGAAGCAAGGUUGAUGCUGCUCGUAUAUGAUGUACAAGCAUCUUCGACUACUACGUUGAGCAGGUUGAAAGAGGAACAGUGGUCACUGGAUGGUUUUGUCUCUCCAGAACCCGAUGGUGCCACGUAUGUCUUUCAAGGCUUUAUACAGGGUAAAGACUAUGGACAGUUUGGCCUACAAAGGCUAGGUUUGAACAUGUCUGAGAGUAAUAACUUGUCAAAUCCACCCCAUGGUACGAACAGUAGCUCUGUGGCCAUAGCAAUCCUUGUGCCUUUUUUUGCCUUGAUUUUUGCAGGCUUCGGAUUUUACCUCUACAAACAGCGGACUACUCCUAAAACCCAGUACACAGGCUGCUCAGUCCACGAGAACAACAAUGGGCAGGCUGCUUUUGAGAACCCCAUGUACAACACCAGUGCUAAAUCAGGGGAGACCAAAGCUGUCCGAUUUGACCCCAACUUAAACACAGUCUGCACAAUGGUAUAAUGAGGACCACUGAACAAAAGAACUAUUAUGAGUUUUUUUUGUUUUCAUGCUUUUGUUGUUGUUUUUUAUAAAUCAAGUGGAUAUAAAGGUUUCUCGAGCAGAAAUGAGUUUCACUGACACUGGUCGAGAAGGUCCUGUGGAUGCACUGUUGCCCUUCCUGUGAUAUUCAAAGCACACUCUUCAGGAACUGUGAUUUGACAAUGUGCACCUACCAAGGACAUGAAAGACAAUGAAGACAAUGAAAGGUUUUUGAGAGCCUGCCCCUUAAAAACCCAAAAUCUUUAGUCUUCACAGCAGAAAGCGUGGAGAGUUUACAUUUUCUGUUUGCACUCUGUGAGUGCUUCUUCACAUUCGACUGGGUCUUUUUUAUGAAAUAGAGAUCUGUAAAUCUAAUCGCGUAUAUAUGAGCAGCAGUCACCACCUAUAUUUUUAAGCUAUGUUACAUGAGUGAGAGCUUCUACUGAGAGUUUAUGAGAAAAUUA
This is a messenger RNA of Trichomycterus rosablanca, 11372 nucleotides long. It is a transcript of the gene csmd3b, whose product is annotated as CUB and Sushi multiple domains 3b. The record is from RefSeq and is a predicted model, not a curated record. NCBI's taxonomy places the organism in Eukaryota, Metazoa, Chordata, Actinopteri, Siluriformes, Trichomycteridae. Bases 91 to 10890 code for a protein of 3599 amino acids. The transcript is spliced from 70 exons.